AUGCAUAGACAUAAUGCAGAUCACAAUAAAAACCGAACAACUGAACCGCAGCCUGAACUAGAAAGUCAGUUUAUUCUACGUUUACCAGAGGAACCAGCGAAAGUAUUAAGAGAAAUUAUUCAAGCGGGAUUGCCUCUGAAAGAUAGGUUGACGGUGAAGAUUGAAAAUGACAUGAGAUAUGGAGAAGUUAGAAAAACUCUGAAAAAAAAGUAUGUAGAAGCUCCAGAAAUCGAGAAGGAGGUCAAAAGAUUGUUGAGGGUUGAUAACGACGCUGUUGACGUUAAGUGGGAAGUUAUCUGCGAGGAUGAAGAUAGCACGAAGCCUAAUAAAAUAUCUAAUUCGGGCACUGUUAAGGGUAAACGAGAUGCAAGUGGAUCAUCUCAAAAUGUCGAUGUUGCUGAGCAUCUCAUUUUCGGUGAAGCUGUUAGUGACAGCGAGGAUGAGGAUGAGGAAACUAAUAUCAAUGUCGAAUUAGAUGAAACUAGCCGCAUAUCCGCGGAUAGUCGUGUCUCUGAUUCGAAUUCGAUGCAGGUCGGUUUCUCCGAACGUUCUGGACAAGACACUAAUACUUGCAGUGAAUUGCUGACGGAAUUCAGUAAAGAUAUGUUCCCACCACAGAUUCCUUAUGAUCAAGAAAACAAACCUAACGUUGAAGAUGUUCAAAAAAUACCCAAAAUUGAAGAUUUUCAUUCGGAGUACAUUAUUCCAGACGAUUCAUCGCCCUCAAUGUCUACCAAUAAAGGCUCACUAUCUUCACGUUUAGUCAUCCUUCACAAUGAGCUAGCGGAUAUUCGUCAAUGUAAACAGCAACAAGAGGCCGAAAUAGCAAAUCUGGAUAAUCUUAAUUUGCGACAGAGAAUUCAAGAGAUUUUGGACAAUCUUGGGAUGCAGGAAAAACAAAAAAUGCAAGAGAUCCAUGAUUUAGAACUUCAGAGUAAGUACGCGAUUGAAUAA
Molecule: messenger RNA, 954 nt
Organism: Cotesia congregata
Lineage: Eukaryota; Metazoa; Arthropoda; Insecta; Hymenoptera; Braconidae
Source: the annotation of a GenBank genome assembly